GGCUUAUGUCAUACGUCACUCAGAAUUUCAAAAAUGUAGCAAGUUUUACUAAAAAGUGAAUACUUUGUUAUUGCAAAAAGGCAUUGGAAAGCUACAAUAAUAAAUAUUAAAAAUAUAAAGCCCUUUUAUAUUAUUAUUGGAAAUAUAAUGUUUCACCAUAAUUGCCAGUAAACAACUUAUUUAAUUUACUGAUUCAAAGUGGACGUAUUGGAACUUUGUAAUAAAAGCAUAAACAAGUAGUAAAUUAUUAAAUUUAUAUUUUCACACAUGUGAUUUGAGGUUAUAUUUUAUUUAUAUAUUUUAUAUAAAAUAAUUUUACAAUGGCAGGGGUACUAACAAGAAGAUUAUUAAGCACGAACGUGCUUAAAUUUGGGAAUAUUUGCCCAAUUAUUUCUAUGUGUCAAAAUACUGUUUCAUCUCCGAUUAUAAACACAAAUUAUAUAUUCCACAAACAUCAAGAAUUGCCUCUGAAGCACAGCUGUAUUAGUUUAAGGCAUUUUAGUGAUAAUCCCUUAGGAAAAAUAGAGUAUAAACCUCCAAAAAAAGGUGAAACCAAAGAAAAACUUUCUUUAUUUAAACGAUUUAAAAAAAUGUAUAAAGACUACUGGUAUGUGCUUAUACCUGUGCAUCUGGUAACAUCUGCAGCCUGGUUUGGAGGAUUUUACUACCUGGCAAAAAGUGGUGUAGACAUUGCUGGAUUAAUGGAGUCAUAUAAUGUAAGUGAAACCAUUACAAAACCAUUCAGGGACUCAAGUAUGGGAUAUAUAGCAAUAUCAUAUGGUCUAUAUAAAAUAGUUACGCCAAUACGAUAUACUAUUACCUUGGGAGGAACUACUGUUUCCAUAAACUAUCUGAAAAAAUGGGGUUAUAUUAAACCAGUUCCGAGCAAGGAAGAACUAAAAGAAAUGUAUCAAGAAAAGAAGGAGAAUUUGCUGGAAAAUGUUAUGGGUAAGAAGGAUAAUUUUGUGGAAAAUGCAAAGAAACAACAGGACGAUUUAAUAAAAGAAGUAAACAAAACUAUUGAGAAAAUAAAGAAAACAGAAAACACUAGUAUUAAGAAAUAAUUAUGUGCUGAUAUUCUACAAUUUUUAUUUGUUAUUUGUACAUUUUAAUAAAAAUAUGUAAUUUAAUUACGUAUGCAUAUUUUUAUAAAUAAAUACUCCAAUGGGUGUAUGAUAGGUCUAAAAAUUGCAUAUAAUGUUAUUA
Molecule: messenger RNA, 1206 nt
Organism: Brassicogethes aeneus
Lineage: Eukaryota; Metazoa; Arthropoda; Insecta; Coleoptera; Nitidulidae
Source: the annotation of a GenBank genome assembly